Molecule: messenger RNA, 552 nt
Organism: Alternaria burnsii
Lineage: Eukaryota; Fungi; Ascomycota; Dothideomycetes; Pleosporales; Pleosporaceae
Exons: 1
Coding region: 1-552 (183 amino acids)
Biological process (GO): RNA catabolic process
Cellular component (GO): ribonuclease H2 complex
Source: RefSeq, a predicted model, not a curated record
AUGCUGUCAAUUCGGCCCUCCAACCCUCAAAGAUGCACACCAAACUUGCUCCCUGCGCGGAUAAACCACAACGGAUCUAUAAACGAUGCUGAACGAUACUGGAAGCCUGAGACAGACGACAAAGGUUAUUGGUCAUCGUCGUGCAAAAACAUGGACAUUGGUUCUGACAUAUUUCCAGGAAAGCGACACUCAUAUUUCCGUGGACGACACCUCCAUGGCACUGCGCUUCCACUUCCCAAGAACUACACCGGCGCCAUUCUACAUGUUACCGAUCAGCAGUUACCUCAAAGUCAAACACAGCCACAACAACUGCCUGCAGACGAGGACGAUGAAGACGCCGAGACAGAGGAGAGCAUACCUAUCGAAGUCAACAUUGCGGAGCAAGUAGGAGAGUUUGACCAAGUCAUUGUAUGGGGACAUGGAGGUGAGGUCGAUGGAAGUGGGGAUGCAUUCAUUAGGGGGAUGAGCGAGUGGGUUGGGUUUGCAGAGAGCAUGCACAUUGAUGAAGAGGAAAAGGAUAAAGGCACAAAACCGGGGAGCAAUACUGUUUGA